Molecule: messenger RNA, 1410 nt
Organism: Peronospora belbahrii
Lineage: Eukaryota; Oomycota; Peronosporomycetes; Peronosporales; Peronosporaceae
Source: the annotation of a GenBank genome assembly
AUGGCGCAUCUGGGCGUAAAGCAUCGUAAGCUGGCGCUGUUGGACGCUCAUGGUCGUCCAGUAUCUCCAUCAUUUGUGCAGAAAGGAGACAAGAGUGUACAGGUAAUACGUGGUGGUCUUCGAGCUGUAUUACAGCCGUUGGGGCUCGUGUUACUACAGAAUGCCAACGUCAAGCGUCACGACGCCUUUGUUCUCGUGCUGGAUAACGACCGCACAAGUGUUGCCUGCAUAUUGGCAGCCAUGAACUUGCAGUGUGUCUGUAUAUUGCUAAGCACAGGUCGCAUAGCAUUGUUAGAUCACGUGAAGAAGCAGACAGGUAUUACGAAAGUGCUUAUUGUGGACGAUGCAACCUCUUCUGUGAGCGUCCAAGAUGUCACUAGUCCUCAAACAGCAGGAGACUCGACAAAUGAAUGGACGACAAUUCCGUGGCUAAGAGAGAAAGUUAUCGAUAAGAACGGAUGCGUCUGCUUACUUACGUCAGGCAGCGUAGGUGAACCCAAAGUUGUGCCUUGUACGUGGGACCACAUGCUGCUGCAAGGAGAGUCGACAUAUCAUCAGCUUUUCCCAAAGGGUCCGACGCGUAUUGUCUGUGGAACGUCUAUUUCACACGCGUUCUCUAUUAACACGUUAUUCGCGCUGUUUACGUCUCCGUACGACGCGCAAUCGGAGCUUUGCUUUGCCUCUAGCGUUGUCGGACUCUACUCGCUACUCGCUCAGCGCAGUCAUCUCUUUACGGUGCUCUACGCGACGCCUGGGACGUACACAGCAUUAGCCGUAAUGCCACCAACUUUACUGCAUGCCGACGUCCCUUACUGCGCAGAGAUGGGAAAUACGGCGGCAUGGUGUCUACAUGGGAAGAACUAUGAUGUAGAACUAAAGGAGAUGGAAAGCAACGAGAAGCAGCUCUAUGUCGGUUGUGUGUGGCCUGGUGUGGAGACUUGUACCACCGACAGUGGUGAGGUCGUGAUGAAGACUCCGUGGCAGGCAGAAGGGUAUGUAAACUCGCGCGUGUUGCUCCACUUUAACGGGCCGCACCACACGUCUGAUUUGGGUACCAUCACACAAGACAAAGAUGGAGUUGACUGCAUAUGGCUCCAGAGGCGUAUCCGUCCAGAUAUUGAAAUUAAAUCGCGAGGUCGGCACAUGACGUUCUCACCUGACAAUAUUGAGACUGUGAUUAGCGCACACCCCAGCGUAUCAGACGUUCUCGUGCUUACACAGAAUAAGGCCGACCACGAGAAAAGCGUCAUCCGAGCUCGCGUUGUAUUGAAUGACGGCGCCAGUAUUGGUAUAUCGGAAAUAAAGCAAUGGUGUGUAUCGCACAACUUGCCUGGAUUGCGAGACACGCUGGAUGUAGAAAUAGCAAAAUAUUUGCCUUGCAGUCCAGCUGGAAAGCUAAUGUAUGCUUGA